AAUGAUUCUUAUUUUGCAAGAGAUGGGUCAAAGUUCAGUUCUUUAUCAAAUUCCUACCUAAUUUCAGUCGGUUCUUUAUUUAUCAUUUAUACGACAGUGCACCUGAUGAAUAUGCAUUAGUCAUGAGAGUAAUGUGCAAUUGACACCUUUAAUCAAGGUAUAAAUAUCAGGGUCAUUUCAUUUAGUUUGAUUCCUAUUUACCAUGUUUAUAGGAAUAUGGCAAUCACCACUAAACCAGAUUGAAAAUAAAGAGUUUUAAAAAUCAAAGAUGGCUGAUGUGUAGCCAUAUUGAAGUUAAAUGCUACUUUGUGAUUUCAGGAUGACCUCUAAUUCUUCCCUCCUGCCUUCUGUAUGUGGCGACAUUGUUCUGGUGACAGGGGGAGCUGGUUUCCUAGGAAACCAUGUUGUCAGUCUGCUCCAACAGAGAGCGCCACAUGUACGUGAGAUCCGAGUGCUGGAUGUGAAGCCCUACAGUAACUUUCUUGGAACACCGACCACCAAACCAGUCAUCUCUACAGUGGGGAGUAUCACCGAUCUCAACACCGUCCUGGAUGCAUGCAAGGGAGUUAACUCUGUGGUCCAUAUUGCAGGACUUGUGAGCUUUGGCACUUUCCCAGACGUCAAUGGAAUGGAAGAAAUCAAUGUGAAUGGAACUGCCACAGUGAUCAAGGCAUGUCUUCAACAGAAUGUUGAGCGUCUCCAUUUCUGCAGCACCGUAGAUGUUGUCAUAGGUUAUGAGGACAUCAUCGAUGGGGACGAGGACUCAACAGUUCGACCAAAGAAGUUUCUGUUUCCUGGCUACCCGGAGACCAAGUAUAAAGCGGAGACCCUUGUGUUGGCAUCCAACGGCCAGUACUCAGAGAAUGGAAACAAGUUGAGGACGCUUGCACUGAGGGCCAAUGUCAUGUACGGUGAGGGAGACCCCUAUUACAUCACAGCUGGCCUACGAAACGCCAAAUCGUCUGGUGGUUCGCUGAUGCGAGUUGGCAAUGGCCGAGCUCUCUUUCAACAAGCAUAUGCAGGAAACACAGCCUGGGCAUUCCUGUGUGCCGACAUGGCGCUCAAGUACGACCCAAACGUUGGAGGUCUACCAUACUUUGUGCCAGACAAUACCCCAUUGGUUAACACAUUCCAGUUCCUGUCUCCCUAUCUUGCAUGUCGAGGAUUCACGCUGUCCAAGAUAUAUCUCCCAUAUUCCCUAGUGUAUGGGUGCAUGUGCUUUGUGGAGAUGGUCCUGCGGUGGUUGUCUCCCUUGAAGAGAAUCAACAUGUCUACCCCAGCCUGUAGUGUCCGGUAUAUCAACAUGAACCUAUACUUCAGCAGUAAGAAAGCCAGGAAACUGCUGGGCUAUAAUCCAAUAUACUCACCAGCGGAGGCCGAGGCCAGGUGCAUGCCCUAUUACAAGAAUAUUGAACUGUAACCAUAGUAACCAUGGUGAAUCUUGGUAACAAUAAACAGACCCCCUCUGUCC
This is a messenger RNA of Haliotis rubra (blacklip abalone), 1471 nucleotides long. RefSeq names its product 3 beta-hydroxysteroid dehydrogenase/Delta 5-->4-isomerase type 4-like. The coding region runs from base 299 to 1420 and encodes 373 amino acids. Gene Ontology annotation, molecular function: 3-beta-hydroxy-Delta5-steroid dehydrogenase (NAD+) activity. Lineage: Eukaryota; Metazoa; Mollusca; Gastropoda; Lepetellida; Haliotidae. Gene Ontology annotation, biological process: steroid biosynthetic process. The transcript is spliced from 4 exons. The record is from RefSeq and is a predicted model, not a curated record.